AUGACUGCUAUCCCCUCCGUCGCAACCAUACUAGAAUAUCACCCUUUAAAAGGAAUCUGGGGAUUACGCAGCUUAGACCUGCUAGGUCAUAAUGUAACCCUACCAGAAGUGUGUUUCAUCUUCCUAAAGUCGGACGACUGGUGGCAGAAAAAUUGCUCAGAGGAGAACCGCAAGAAGAUACUAGCGGAGUUUCACGCGCCGGAUAUUCUCAGCAGCAAUACUUGCGCCAAGCUCAAUGGCUACUGCGGUUCUUCAAGCUCUUUUUCGGGAGAUGGGGAUGAAAGCAAGCUUGAUAGUCUCAGCGUGUGGUUCAAAAUCCUCACCAAGAGAGUUCUGGCGAAGGAGGAAAUGCAAGAAUCAGAAGAUGGAAAGGACUACAGGUGGUACGAGAUGAGCUUUUUCGUGCGGUGGGAAAGCUCAAACACCAGGAGGGUCUUAUGCAUCGGCGCAUCACCAAAAAUGAGCGCUACACUUGAGACCAUGCUAAAAGUAUCUUCGCUGCCGACUUUUGAGCCACAAGACCCCCUUGCGAUGCUUAAACCGUUAUUCGACGAAACUAUCAAGUUGUGCGACGAAAAUAUAUGGGCGGUGACGAGGAGGGUUCGGGACAUUGAGCUUAACCGGAAAAAGAGAUGCGAGUUCGAUGCACUGCGCAAUCUAGCACGACACACAGGGCACGUCAUAGAAGUCGAGCAAGUAGCCAUCGAGACAAUGGAGCAGCUGCUCAGCCUGCAAGACAGCAACUUCAAAUUCCUUGACGAACUCAACAAGACAUACACGGUGCAAGCGAGGGAAUACCUAUUGUUUCAGCUGCAGACGAUGAAAAGCCUGAGAUGGCGUGCGCAGUCGACGCAUGACCGGCUAGAAGAGGAGAUAAACCUGGCCUACAACAUGCUCGCGAGUUCCGACAAUGCAGUCAUGAAAUCGAUUACGCUUCUCACAAUGAUCUUCUUACCCGCGACUUUCAUCUCAGCACUCUUCAGCACGACUUUCUUCUCCUUUGAAGAAAACGGGUGGCAGUUUUCUCACAUGUUCUGGAUCUACUGGGUUGUUGUUAUUCCGUUGACUAUCACGGUGGUUCUGGGCUGGUGGUGGUGGAUUGGCGGGACGGAUGAGGUUCGCUGGGAGCGGUGGUUGCAUCCUAAAAGGCCUCUGUAA
Bipolaris oryzae ATCC 44560 is the source of this 1158-nucleotide messenger RNA. RefSeq lists its product as uncharacterized. Gene Ontology annotation, molecular function: magnesium ion binding; cobalt ion binding; cobalt ion transmembrane transporter activity. Gene Ontology annotation, biological process: transmembrane transport; metal ion transport. The transcript has 7 exons. The coding region runs from base 1 to 1158 and encodes 385 amino acids. Lineage: Eukaryota; Fungi; Ascomycota; Dothideomycetes; Pleosporales; Pleosporaceae. Gene Ontology annotation, cellular component: membrane. The record is from RefSeq and is a predicted model, not a curated record.